This is a messenger RNA of Impatiens glandulifera, 1134 nucleotides long. Its product is annotated as codeine O-demethylase-like. NCBI's taxonomy places the organism in Eukaryota, Viridiplantae, Streptophyta, Magnoliopsida, Ericales, Balsaminaceae. Bases 20 to 1120 code for a protein of 366 amino acids. The record is from RefSeq and is a predicted model, not a curated record. The transcript has 4 exons.
UCUCAAAUCUCUAGGUAAUAUGGCUACUAGUAUUGAAUGUUCCAAUCACUCAGAGACUGUAAUAACCAAGAGCGUCAAGGAAAUGUCCAUUAAUGGCGAUGAUCCACCUUCUACAUACCUAGUGAGAGAAUCUAAGUUCGGUUCCAUUGACACAUCUGCCCCUACGGCUACAAUUCCAGUAAUUGACCUCAGUCUCUUCUACUCUUCUUCUUCUUCAUCAUCAACUUCACCAGCCGAAUCCAACGAGCUAGACAAGCUCAGAUCAGCCCUCACCUCAUGGGGCUGCUUUCAGCUAACAGGUCAUGGAAUGUCCAAAGAAUUCCUCGAGAAAGUACGCGGAAUCACGAAAGGAUUCUUCGCGAAUCCUGAAGAAGAGAAGAAGAAAUCAGGUCGUCAAGCUGGAAGUGCAGAAGGAUAUGGAACUGAUAGAGUUGUCUCAGAUAAUCAAAUCCUCGACUGGUGCGAUCGUCUCUCUCUACGGAUCUUCCCCGAAGAUCAGAGGAAAUUGAAUCUCUGGCCAAAUCAUCCAGAAAAUUUCAGCGAGACUCUAGAAGAAUACGGGAAGAACAUAAAGUCAAUCGCUACUCUUCUAUUCACGGCGAUGGCUAAAUCGCUAAAUUUGGAAACCGAUUCCUUCUCGGAGAAAUUCAGCGGAAGAUCGAUCUUGCAAGCACGUCUCAUCCUGUAUCCGCCUUGUCCGAGGCCAGAUCAAGUGUUUGGAUUGAAAGCUCAUUCUGAUAGAUCUGGUGUCACCAUUUUACUGCAAGACAGAGAAGUGGAAGGUUUACAAGUUCGUAAAGACGAUGAAUGGUUCACAGUGCCUAUAAUUCCUGAUGCAUUGUUCGUCAACCUUGGAGAUCAAAUGCAGAUAAUGAGUAAUGGGAUAUUCAAAAGUCCGAUGCAUCGGGUGGUUACGAAUAACUAUAGAGAGAAGAUAUCGGUUGCUUUGUUUAACGAACCGGAACCGGAGAAGGAGAUCGGGCCUGUGGAUGGAUUGAUCGAUGAAGAUCGGCCGAGAUUAUACAGGAAUGUGAAGAACUAUGCUGUUUUUAACUAUGAAUGCUUUCAGAAAGGUGUGGUCGCCAUUGAAGAAGUUAGGGUUUAUGAAGAUGGUGCAUAAAUAACUAAACUUCA